Sparassis crispa is the source of this 642-nucleotide messenger RNA. Its product is annotated as GTP-binding nuclear protein GSP1/Ran. The coding region runs from base 1 to 642 and encodes 213 amino acids. The transcript is spliced from 7 exons. Gene Ontology annotation, biological process: ribosomal subunit export from nucleus; protein import into nucleus. Gene Ontology annotation, molecular function: GTPase activity; GTP binding. The record is from RefSeq and is a predicted model, not a curated record. NCBI's taxonomy places the organism in Eukaryota, Fungi, Basidiomycota, Agaricomycetes, Polyporales, Sparassidaceae. Gene Ontology annotation, cellular component: nucleus; cytoplasm.
AUGGCCAACACUAUCCCUACCUUUAAGCUUGUUCUUGUUGGUGACGGUGGAACCGGAAAAACUACGUUUGUCAAGCGCCACUUGACAGGAGAGUUCGAAAAGAAGUACAUCGCUACUCUUGGUGUUGAGGUCCACCCUCUAUCCUUUUCGACAAACUUCGGCACGAUCUGCUUCAACGUAUGGGACACUGCCGGGCAGGAGAAGUUCGGUGGUCUGCGUGAUGGCUACUACAUUCAGGGCCAGUGUGGGAUCAUCAUGUUCGAUGUCACGUCCCGUAUCACAUACAAAAAUGUCCCCAAUUGGCACCGUGAUCUCGAACGGGUGUGCGAAAACAUCCCCAUCGUGCUGUGCGGAAACAAGGUCGACGUGAAGGAGCGGAAGGUGAAGACGGGACAGGUGACCUUCCACCGGAAGAAGAACAUCCAGUACUUCGAGAUUUCGGCAAAGUCGAACUACAACUUCGAGAAGCCAUUCCUUUGGCUUGCAAGGAAGCUGGUCGGCAACCCCUCUCUCGAAUUCGUCGCUGCGCCUGCCUUGGCACCCGCUGAAGUCCAGGUCGAUGCCGCCCUGAUGGAGCAGUACCAGAAGGAGUUGGCGCAGGCCGAAGCUGUUCCCCUUCCGGAAGAAGAUGACGACCUUUGA